AUGGCAGAAAAGAUGCUCGCACGACACGCAGUAACCAAGGUGCCAAAACUCAAAGCACCGAUGAAGCUAUGGCAGCUACAGAUUCGUCAUCCAAUCGAGGCAGGGGAGGCCACAGAGGGUCUAACCGUGGGGGAUGGGGCAGGGGCAACAGACCUCACCUGCCCUGUUGGAACUGCGGCUCGCGUGAGCAUUUUAAAGCUAAAUGCCCAGAGCCUGAGAAGACACCGAGAGGAUGAUGCCGUGUUCACAGUCGAUUCCGAUGUGGUGUUCAAGCUUGGGCUAGCCUCGCAGAAGCCCUUUUUCAUAUAG
This is a messenger RNA of Suillus subalutaceus, 309 nucleotides long. RefSeq lists its product as uncharacterized. Bases 1 to 309 code for a protein of 102 amino acids. NCBI's taxonomy places the organism in Eukaryota, Fungi, Basidiomycota, Agaricomycetes, Boletales, Suillaceae. The record is from RefSeq and is a predicted model, not a curated record. The transcript is spliced from 2 exons.